AGCGUAGAGGUUAGCCAUACCGAACUUCAUUGGGAAAACGCACGAUUUAAUAUCAUGACGGUUAAUGGGACACGAAUGGACCAUAUUAUUCCAGUGCCAUUACUAUGGAAAUGUGGCGCAUUUAAUGUAAAAACCAAUGCCGAAUUAAAGCUUGGCUGCUUUCGUUUGCCCUGGAUGUCAACUCACGAAUGUGUGUUUCUUCGAACAUUAGCCAAGGCAUGUUAUUUACUUUGUAUCGGGGUUUGGCGUACUAGCUCGAUGGCGCUCGUCGUUAGCUAUAGCUAGCUGUUAGCUACAACUACUGUGUGGAUUUAAGUACAUAGCUUUAAUUGUCAGUCAGUGCGCGUGUGGCAUAGAGAUCUUCCGGUUGAGACACCUGCUACCAAACGACCAUUGGCUGGACCGUAAUAGCGCAACCAGCAUCCUAGCAAGCGUCAAGGUCAAUGUUGGUUAGUUGAUUAUUUUUUUUUUUUAAAAAUACACAAGUAUUUCUCAGCACGUUUUAGUCAGUGUAGUGGCACUCAAUUUAUUUUAGUGUCUGUAAAAACAAAUGUGCUCAUAAGGCAGUAAUCGUCUUUCACAUCACAAUUGAUCAUAGUGACAGAUAAAAAAGAAAUAUUCAGGCUGCCAAACAACACAGUGUGUAUACAAUUAGUGUAUGGAUUGUAUCAUUUAAGACCCUGACCUGUGUCUGGAUACCAAUGACUGUGAUCCAUCUAAUGGGGGUUAAAAUGUUUGUUGAAUUGAUUCCACCUACAUUGCUUUUUGCACAAAAAGCUGGCACGCUGCCCGGCAUUUGUCUUCCAGGAGAAGAUGAGUCGCUCCUGGUUGAGCGCCGCUUCUUUCUGCUGCCAGGCGCGCAACUUCCACCCGAGAUGCACUUGCAGCACCUUCAGAAGUGCAGUACACCGCUCAAGAUUGAGAUGAGCAAUUGAGCCGCAAAAACAGAAUCAGGCACUAAUGAGGCCAGCUGCUCCUCCAGAUGUUACAGAUGUUCCACCUUUGACCUGUCAAAUCCUCAUUAAGCAAACAAGGUUAUGGUGAAGUUGAGGUCAUUGCUGAAUAAGUAUAGAUGUGUGUGAAUUCUGACUCUUCAUUGUCACAAGUCAUUAAUAUUUGUUCUGCACAUUCUCUCCCUCACGGUUGAUCUGCUUGCUUUACAUUGAGAAGGAAGGCAGGCAUUCUGCCCAGCCUGGAAGACCUGCUCUUCUAUACAAUAGCUGAAGGCCAGGAAAAGAUCCCAGCACACAAAUUCACUACGGCUCUCAAAGCAACGGGGCUUCGCACAGGUGACCCCCGGCUCAAAGAAUGUAUGGAGAUGCUGAAGGUCACUUUGAAAACCACCUCAGACGGAGCCCUGGACAGGCAUCUCUUCAAGAAAUGUGUGCAGAGCAACAUAGUCCUGCUCACUCAGGCCUUCAGAAAGAAGUUUGUCAUCCCAGACUUUCAGCCCUUUUGCAGCCAUAUGGACGACCUCUACGACAACGCCAAGAACCUGUCUGGAGGACAGGUGGCUGACUACAUUCCCCAGCUGGCCCGCUUCAGCCCAGACUUGUGGGCCGUAGCGCUGUGCACUGUGGACGGUCAGAGGCACACGGUUGGCGACACCAAGGUUCCCUUCUGUCUGCAGUCCUGUGUCAAGCCUUUGAAAUACGCCAUAGCCGUCCACGACCACGGGACCGAGUAUGUGCACCGAUUUAUCGGCAAAGAACCCAGCGGCCUGCGAUUCAACAAGCUCUUCUUGAAUGAGGACGAUAAACCACACAACCCCAUGGUGAAUGCCGGCGCCAUCGUGUGCACGUCCCUCAUUAAGCAAGGAGCGAGCAACGCUGAGAAGUUUGAUUACGUCAUGAACUUCAUGAACAAACUGGCCGGAAACGAGUAUGUUGGCUUCAGCAACGCCACGUUCCAGUCAGAGCGUGAGUCUGGAGACAGGAACUUUGCCAUCGGCUACUACCUGAAGGAGAAGAAGUGUUUUCCAGAGGGAACAGACAUGACCUCCAUCUUGGACUUCUACUUCCAGCUGUGCUCCAUCGAGGUGACCUGUGAGAGCGCCAGCGUCAUGGCCGCCACCCUUGCCAACGGCGGCUUCUGUCCAAUCACAGGAGAGCGGGUUCUGAGCCCGGAGGCGGUGCGGAACACUCUGAGCCUGAUGCACUCGUGUGGAAUGUACGACUUCUCCGGACAGUUUGCCUUCCACGUGGGUCUGCCAGCUAAAUCCGGCGUUGCCGGCGGGAUCCUGCUCGUCGUUCCAAACGUCAUGGGCAUCAUGUGUUGGUCUCCUCCUCUCGACAAGCUGGGCAACAGCGUCCGAGGCAUCCAAUUCUGCACGGACUUGGUUUCCCUCUUCAACUUUCACAACUACGAUAAUCUCAGACACUUUGCGAAGAAGCUGGAUCCUCGUCGAGAGGGAGGAGACCAGAGAGUGAAGUCUGUGAUUAAUCUGUUGUUUGCUGCCUACACUGGAGACGUGUCCGCCCUCAGAAGGUUUGCGUUGUCCUCUAUGGACAUGGAGCAGAGGGACUACGACUCAAGGACGGCUCUGCACGUGGCAGCAGCUGAAGGCCAUGCUGAAGUGGUUCGCUUCCUGCUCGAGGCCUGCAAAGUCAACCCGGUCCCCAGAGACAGAUGGGGCAACACACCAAUGGACGAGGCGGUCCACUUCGGCCACCACGACGUGGUGACCAUCCUGCGCGAUUACCACAACCUGUACAGUCCCCAGGAGAGCCCGGCGACAAAGGAGAACGCAGAGAAGAACCUGGACGGCAUGCUGUAAAGGAGGGACCAGAGGUCUUACCAAAAUGUCGUUAGCUGGUGUCGUGCUGCAUUCCUCCGUGUACUCUUUCUAGUUUUGCUUCAAAGUUUUACUGUCAGUUGUUGUUUCUUUGAUCAGCUUUACUUUUGUAACAACGUGAAGGACGCUACCUGCCGAAUAGCUGAAUGCUGGCUUCAUUUAGCGGCAGCUGGUUUUGGUUUUACUCUGAAAAGAAAGUGGAAGUGUAUCAGAUAAAACCGUCCUCCUUUUCACGCCAUCUGGUGGAAUGUAACCUCCCCCAACACUUGGCAACUUAUGUGUUUGUAUUUAUUUCAGAGACAAGUCAGUGUUUGUGUGUGUAUAAAUAGGUAUAUUGUUGCUUUCCAUGGGAAACAUGAUGUAAGUCUGUACAGUAUUUCAACUGUAUGAUUGUUAACGCUGUGAAAUAUUUAUCACAACUGUACUUA
Molecule: messenger RNA, 3222 nt
Organism: Doryrhamphus excisus (bluestripe pipefish)
Lineage: Eukaryota; Metazoa; Chordata; Actinopteri; Syngnathiformes; Syngnathidae
Product: glutaminase kidney isoform, mitochondrial-like
Biological process (GO): L-glutamine catabolic process
Molecular function (GO): protein binding; glutaminase activity
Source: RefSeq, a predicted model, not a curated record